CCCAACAACAUCGUUCUUCUCCAUUGGCCAUAUAAAUUCCUUUCUCCUUUUUUUAAUGAACGACUGCUAGCAGAUUCCUCUCUCUAUCUCUGACGCAGCGAACCAGGCGACAGGAGGAAGCCGAUCUCCCAAGCAAACUCUCGAACACUAAAUCUCUCAACUCGAUCGAUACACUCCAACGGUGCUAUCGGGACCGGAAUUCAUCUUUGUUUGGUCUUUCACAGCAUUAGAAGCUGAGAAACGAAACGGAGAAGGAGCUUUAAAUCCGUUCCCUGUAGUCUUAGUUUCCAAGCCCUAGACGAGCGUUAAAUGUUCAGACGAAGAGGUUAGAAACCCUAAUUUAGUCUCUAAUGAGGGCAAUCAGGCUUCCCGAGCCGCCAAGCGGUUCUCUAGGGAUGCCGGAGAUAUUCGAAGGCGGGAUUUACAGUGUUAUUAAACGGGCAGUUAUAAUUGGGAACGGGUUUUCUGGUGCGGAAAAUCAAAGUAUUGGAUUAGUUCGUGCUCUCGGGCUUACAGAUAGUCAAUCAAUAUAUCGGGUUACGAGGCCAAGAGGAGGAAUCAAUGAAUGGCUUCACUGGCUUCCAGUUUCUCUACACAAAAAAUUAGACUACGUCAUAAGACGGAUUUGUGGUGAUUCACGAUUUCCGGUUGCAUUUAAGGGGAAAAAACUGGUUCCCCUUCUUGCUGAAAAUGGUGGAAGUUCAGGUUUGUCAUCCAUUCUGGAAGCCGAUCCAAAGCAGAUUGCAACCAUGGCUCGUGAGACAUUUGAGAAGGAUGGUCCUUUAUUGGUUGUUGCAUCGGGUCGAGAUACCAUCUCUGUAGCAAGCUCCAUUAAACGGUUAGCGCCUGAAAAUGUUUUUGUUGUUCAGAUACAACAUCCAAGGUCACAUCUCAAUAGGUUUGAUCUGGUGAUUACUCCUAGGCAUGACUAUUAUCCAUUGACUCCUGAAGCACAGAAACAGAUCCCUCGAUUUCUCCGUAGGUGGAUAACUCCGCGAGAUCCUCCUGAUCAGCAUGUGGUUCUCACUGUGGGAGCUUUACAUCAAGCAGAUUCUGCUGCACUUAGAAGUGCUGCUAUUGCCUGGCAUGAUGAAUUGGCACCUCUUCCAAAGCCAUUACUUGUUGUUAAUGUUGGAGGACCCACAAGCCACUGUCGUUAUGGUGCGGACCUUGCCAAGCAGUUAGCUUCUUCAGUGCAAAAUGUCCUUGCAACCUGUGGAAGUCUUAGAAUUUCUUUCUCUCGAAGGACGCCACAGAAGGUAUCUGAUAUCUUAUUGAAAGAACUUGCUAAUCAUCCAAAGGUCUACAUUUGGGAUGGUGAAGAUCCAAAUCCACAUUUGGGCCAUUUAGCUUGGGCAGAUGCUUUUGUCAUCACAGCAGAUUCAGUGAGUAUGUUGAGUGAGGCUUGCAGUACAGGGAAACCUGUAUAUGUCAUUGGGGCAGAGAGGUGUACAUGGAAAUUUUUGGAUUUUCAAAAUUCUCUCCGUGAACGAGGUGUGGUUCGGCCAUUCACGGGUAAAGAAGAUAUAUCUGAGAGCUGGAGCUACCCUCCCCUUAAUGAUACUGCAGAAGCAGCCAGUCGUGUACGUGAAGCACUUGCUGAGCGUGGAUGGAGAUUGCGGCAAUAAUAAAUAUUCUGGUCAGUAACUAGGUUCAUAGCUCAAUUGGUUGGUGCACAGAUUUGCAGCUUCUGAGUAAUAACUGUGUAUUCUCUCAGCUCUUACCAACCAAAAAAAGAUAUACAGUAUUUUACCCAAUUUCUUCCCCAACGUUCCGUUAGAGUAUUUCCUAUGUUGCUUAGGCUAAACAGUAUACGAUGCUUUGUUUCUCUUCCUUUCUAUUGCCAGAUAUUGCUUGGGUUUUGAGUUGCUUCAGAGCUGUAUAAUAAAAUGGCUGCAAUAGCUGCCCGGCUUGUAAAAUAGAUUCGAGCUACAUAUUCUUAAUAUCAUCAUAAUCACAUUCUUUUCUUUUUCUGUUGAAA
This is a messenger RNA of Nelumbo nucifera (sacred lotus), 1981 nucleotides long. Its product is annotated as mitochondrial fission protein ELM1. The record is from RefSeq and is a predicted model, not a curated record. NCBI's taxonomy places the organism in Eukaryota, Viridiplantae, Streptophyta, Magnoliopsida, Proteales, Nelumbonaceae.